Coccidioides immitis RS is the source of this 890-nucleotide messenger RNA. RefSeq lists its product as uncharacterized. The transcript is spliced from 2 exons. NCBI's taxonomy places the organism in Eukaryota, Fungi, Ascomycota, Eurotiomycetes, Onygenales, Onygenaceae. The coding region runs from base 224 to 649 and encodes 141 amino acids. The record is from RefSeq and is a predicted model, not a curated record.
CGGAAGAGCAUUGCUCUAGAGGCCAGCAGUCGCGUUUGCAGGCUUCACCGCAAUUGCCAUGAGCCAGACGGGGUGAGCCUUGCAGAAGGCUGGAGUCGAAUAAGUCAACACUUUGGUCUUGGUACCCAGUUUUCGUCCACAACAGCCAGCCGUUCUCUGAAGUCCCCACCGCUCAAUCGCGACAGAGAGCCAUAAACAGGCCGAGCAGCGAUAGUUACUGCAGAUGUCACUUACCGUCGAUACUCUCCGGUCAGUAAGCUACCGCCAUGCUGUUGUCCUUUCCUACAGACACUUGUACAGAACGGCCUUGCGCACCGUGAGGUAUACCAAACCCGAACGAGUCAACGUGCGGAAUAUACUUCGAUCUGCUUUUCGAUCCGGAUCCUCAGAGGACUUCGGCCCUCAAAGGAUCAUCAAUACCAUUAGAUUCAUCGAUCGGGGCAAACAGCCAGGCACCACGGAGCGCAAGAUUUUGAAGAACUUGACACGAGUCAAUUUCUAUCGAGGCCCUUCAAUGGUGUGGAACCCACCGUUCUUCUCAAAGAAGAGAACCAACGCCGAUUACAAAUUCCGUUCAAUUCCUUACGUCCAUUUUGAUAACGCCCUACAUCUACUGAACGAAAGCUUGGAACUGUGCCUGCGAUGUUGAUGAAUCUGAUAUAGUCAUAAAUUAUUGGUAGAAAGCUAUUGACAAAAGAAAUAAACAAAAUAAAAAAAAAUCCAAAGCGGGCGAGCCACGGGUGGAAAUAGUGACCACAGGGACCUUUAUUUCGCGGUGCAAUGUCGCAUAUGGAGCACCUGGUUAUCGAUCAGACUCAAGCUGCUACAUCGGCUAAGAGUGAUCAGUUUCCACACACGCUUCGAGGGCUUUGAAUCCCGAUGGGAAGCGC